Molecule: messenger RNA, 555 nt
Organism: Schistocerca americana (American grasshopper)
Lineage: Eukaryota; Metazoa; Arthropoda; Insecta; Orthoptera; Acrididae
Product: craniofacial development protein 2-like
Exons: 1
Coding region: 1-555 (184 amino acids)
Biological process (GO): chromatin remodeling
Cellular component (GO): nucleus
Source: RefSeq, a predicted model, not a curated record
AUGACCCUGCGUUUCACAGCAAAUAGUGGACGACUGACGCUGAUAUCUGUGUAUGUACCAACACUUACCUCAGCUGCAGAUGCCAAGGAUCGGUUUUAUGAACAACUCGGUUAUGUGGUACAAGGACUGCACUCCGGGGACCGUCGAUGCAUCCUUGGUGAUUUCAACGCUCGUGUUGGUAAUGAUUUUGCCACUUGGCCUGACUGCCUAGGUAAACACGGAGUGGGCAAGAUGAAUGAAAAUGGUCUACGGUUACUUGAAUUCUGUCCAAAGUAUCAGUUGUGUGUCACCAACACACACUUUAAAAGCAAACUGAACCACAAGCUUUCCUGCAUGCACCCCCGCUCAAAACAUUGGCACCAGUUAGAUCUUAUUGUAACUAAGAGGAAAGAUCAUCGUUACUUUCUUCAUACACGUUCUUACCUUAGUGCAGACUGUGGCACGGAUCAUGCACUAGUAGCGACAAAAGCGCGCUUCGUGAGUAAAUGUUUAACUCUGCCAGAACACCUUGCAAAACAAAAAUUAAUCUUUGCCAAACAAGAAACACUGUUGUAG